AGGGACUUUGUAUUUAAUGCUGACGUGUGUUGGGUUGUACUCGUCACAGAGAGAUAAUUGAAACACCAGUAUUUCAUUUUCUAUUCAAUUUAAGUAUUUUUUUUCCUACCUUCCUUCGUGUCCACUAUUAGGAUAGUUUUCUGAUUGCCUUGUUGGUGGGGGAGUUCCGCUGAAUUCCAAAAUCUCUCUAUUAUCACCAUGGGUCUUACCAUUUCAAGUCUGUUCACUCGGCUUUUCGGCAAGAAGCAAAUGAGAAUUUUGAUGGUUGGACUUGAUGCUGCUGGUAAAACAACAAUCCUUUACAAGCUCAAGUUGGGAGAAAUUGUGACCACAAUCCCUACAAUUGGUUUCAAUGUGGAAACUGUUGAAUACAAAAACAUCUGCUUUACAGUCUGGGAUGUUGGAGGCCAAGACAAAAUUCGUCCUCUUUGGAGACACUACUUUCAAAACACCCAAGGACUCAUCUUUGUUGUAGAUUCCAAUGAUAGAGAACGUAUCACAGAAGCACAAGACGAACUUCAGAAAAUGCUUCAAGAAGAUGAGUUGCGAGAGGCUGUUGUCUUGGUAUUUGCCAACAAGCAAGAUUUACCACAGGCCAUGAGUGCUGCUGAACUUACCGAUAAACUAGGCCUUAAUCAACUAAGAGGGAGGAGAUGGUAUAUCCAAGCAACAUGUGCCACACAAGGUCAUGGAUUGUAUGAAGGACUUGACUGGCUCUCCAAUGAACUAGCUAAAUAGUAGUAUUUGGCAUGUUCCCAUUGAUAAAUCCUGCUGGUGGCUUAAGGAAAUUCCUCAAAUUUCAGAUUUGGUGGUGGAGGAAAACCAAACAUUCCUCCUGAGCUAUUAUUCUUCACUUUCAGUCCUUUCUCCUUAUUUGCUCUGUUUAUGAAAUCAUAAUUUUGUUUGUCAUAUUUGAUGUAUCUAAUUUGGAUGUCAAAUUUAAAAAAAGAAAGAAUUUGAGAAGAAUACAUUAGUUACAGUAUUUGCCUUAAAAA
Molecule: messenger RNA, 995 nt
Organism: Daphnia pulicaria
Lineage: Eukaryota; Metazoa; Arthropoda; Branchiopoda; Diplostraca; Daphniidae
Gene: Arf102F
Product: ADP-ribosylation factor 2
Exons: 3
Coding region: 199-738 (179 amino acids)
Biological process (GO): vesicle-mediated transport; intracellular protein transport
Cellular component (GO): cytoplasm; plasma membrane
Molecular function (GO): GTPase activity; GTP binding
Source: RefSeq, a predicted model, not a curated record